CGGCAUCAGCGUCCGCGGCGUACCGCCCCACAGCGACAUACCCGCGCACCCGCGGUCCUGACCACGACAUGCUGCGCGCCUCUCCACGGCGUCCACGGCGUCCACGUUCGUCAAGAUGCCUGCCACAUACAGAGUGCGCUUUUCCUCGUCGCAGCCCGCCCGCUUCGCACACGUGCCCCAGCCGACGGCCACGGAGACCGAGUCGCAGCUCCACGGACGCACCAGGCGCAAGAGCCGCGGGGGCUGUCGCGAAUGCAAGCGGCGCCGCGUCAAGUGCGACGAGCGCUUCCCCAUCUGCGUGCGAUGCCAGCGUCGGGGCAGCGUGUGCCUGAUGGAUCCAAAGGCGAGCACAUGGCAGCUCGAGCUGCCCGGCCUGACGAUGCAGCGCUCGCCCAGCAACACGGCACUGAUUGGGUCGCACGUUGACGCACGCCUGCUACGACGGUGGCUCGACAGGACCAGCCAGAUUAUGGUCCUGAAUCCAGACACCAACCCGCUGAGCUAUCCACUGCUCGCCGCUCUGCAACCCUGCCCUUGGCUGGCCUCGGUCCUGCAGAGCAUCAGCGCAGCCCACGAGCGCAACUUCAGCCAGUCGGCCUCGACCGCCUGCGUCGUCCACCGCGGCCAUGCCCUGCGUGAGUUUUCCCGCCAGCUCAGCUCCCCCGAUCCCCCACUAGCCGCCAUGCUGCUCGGCGUCUUCCUGCUGGGUGUCUCGUCGUGCUGGAUCGAUGCCGAUCCUUCUCAGUAUGGCGGCGAGCAUAUCCUAGGAGGCCGCGCCAUAUUCGACAUGUUGCUGGCCCGAGAUGCCUCGAAACGCGAACCCCUCGACUGGCUCGCCAUCAGCUGCUGGAUCUACUGGGACAUGGCCUGUUCCCUGUGCGUCGAUCCCGCCGUCCAAACCCCGAUGGACUCGCCCGCCGUCUACUCCGCCAUUGCUGCCAUGAAGGGCGACUAUCACUGUAUGAUGGGCUACUCCGUUCAACUCUACCAUCUGCUGGGCACUCUAGGUAGAUACUGUCGAGGCGUUAUAUCGCUGGGGGAGAAGGACCUUGUCCUGGAAUGCUUGCUGGAAGAGCAACUGCUAGAGACAAAAGGCCCCAAUCCCAUACCAGACAAUGAGCUGGCCUGGCUUGAAGAGGCCUACCGCUUGCACGGUCUUAUACUGUUGUACAGAAUAUGUGGCGUUCAGCCCUAUCUUUUGCGCGAAUGGGACGACCCCGAUGACCACAUCCACCAACUUGCCCUCCAAGCCGUCCAUCUCCUCUCUCUCAUCCCCAUCGAUUCUUGUUAUCUGACAAUGCAACCCAUUCCUCUCUUGACCGCCAGUGCUGAACUCUGGGACGAAGACGUUCAAGAACGCGACGACGUUACACGGCGAUUUAAGGCACUGUAUUCGGCAAAUCGAACCCCCGUAAAUGUGUGGGCUCUGCAAAUGAUUCGAGAGCUGUGGGAACUGCGGAGUAUUGGGAUAGUUGUUUCUUGGGUUGACUUGAUGAUAUCGAAGAAUUGGUGUUUCACUCUAGGCUGACAUUCGCCAGUGCAAAAAAAUAAAUGUAAAAGGAGUGUAUAAGA
Messenger RNA from Boeremia exigua, 1572 nucleotides. Its product is annotated as fungal-specific transcription factor domain-containing protein. Gene Ontology annotation, cellular component: nucleus. The transcript has a single exon. Lineage: Eukaryota; Fungi; Ascomycota; Dothideomycetes; Pleosporales; Didymellaceae. The record is from RefSeq and is a predicted model, not a curated record. Gene Ontology annotation, molecular function: transcription cis-regulatory region binding; zinc ion binding; DNA-binding transcription factor activity, RNA polymerase II-specific. Gene Ontology annotation, biological process: positive regulation of transcription by RNA polymerase II. The coding region runs from base 116 to 1528 and encodes 470 amino acids.